Molecule: messenger RNA, 1563 nt
Organism: Aricia agestis (brown argus)
Lineage: Eukaryota; Metazoa; Arthropoda; Insecta; Lepidoptera; Lycaenidae
Exons: 3
Coding region: 197-1120 (307 amino acids)
Molecular function (GO): zinc ion binding
Source: RefSeq, a predicted model, not a curated record
UUACAUUUAUUUUAUAGUCUAGUAGUAAACAAAUACUACUAAAGGAUUUUUGAAGGUUUUAUGCGACAGGACGAUAAUAUGUUGUGAUCAUUUUCAUUAGUGACUGUGAAAUUUUAGUUUUGAAUAACAAUUGAACUUUAAGUACGACGUGAUUACUGUAGUUAUAUAAGUAUUUAGUUUUUAUAAUGUAUAGCACAUGGAUGUAGAGGCCCUAAAAGCUAAAUUAAGAGAACGGGGUGCAUCUUUGAAGGGCAGAAAAGCAGACCUAAUUGAAAGACUUGAGGCAUAUGACAGGAAUCAGAAUUUUGAUGCUGUUCAAGCAGAAGAAAAUGAUGAUCCAAAAAUGGUUUUACCAGAAAGUCAUGCUUAUCGGGACAUCAACAGCAGUAUGAAGCUACCACCAAUUACAAAGGAACAUAUAACCCUUUAUUUCUUACAAUUUCAUAAGAACCCAAAGGAUGGUAAAUCAUUAUAUGAAGCACGCUUCCUACAUAUUUUGAGAGCAGCAUUUAUUGGUGACUCAUGCUACUUUAAAGGAUAUAUUAAAGCUUCAAUGAAAAGAAUUAUGUAUGAAGCUAAUGUUAAAUUAAGUAUAAAAGGUGAGAUUUUAGAGUGCAACUGUGAAUGUGUUGCUGGUAGUGGAGUGUGUGCUCACUGCAAACAUGUGGCUGUAGUUGUUUGUGGACUUGAAAAUUUUAUAAAUGAUAAAAUUCUUCUGAAAACAGAAGCACCCACAGAAAAACUACAAACUUUCCAUAUGCCCAAAAAAAUUUUUACAGGCAGUCCAUUAAAAGCGCACAAGUUGCCAUCCAAAAGAAAAUCUAUUGAGAAUAUUGUAUUCGAACCAUAUAAAAAAAGAAUUAAUAUUCUAGAAUAUACCCAAAAAGUGAGGAAUAUUAUUCUUAACUGCAAAUCCCAAAAGCCCUUUAAACAACUAUAUGUGCCUGCAAAUCCAUAUGCGAUUGAAAAUGACCAUGAUUACUGUGGACCUGUGACCAACAAAAUUUUUGAGCAACUAGAAUUAAAUACAUUAUCUUUAAAUAGAAUUCAAGAAAUAGAAUGUGAAACUUGCGUCAGCGAGAUAAUCCUAAAUGGUUUAUUUACAGAAAGUGUCGCUUGACCGCUAGUAAUAUCAUACUAUAUGCCGUAUGAAAGAAACCAGUAAAAAUGGUUAUGCCAUGCAAAUACUAGAAAAAGAAAAUAUUUUAUCAAGAGCUAUUAUGCAUGGUAUAAUUAUUGAAAAAGUUGCAUUAAAGCAGUAUAUUAAUUUAUAUGAGUUAGAUGUGACAGAAAGUGGAGUGCUUAAUUCAGAAGAAAGGCCCUAUUUGGCUGCUUCGCCUGAUGGUAUUUUAAAUGAAGAGACAUUAAUUGAAAUAAAGUGUCCCUAUGCUACUAGACAUCAAGUUAUAAGUCCAACUACAGUACCAUACUUAAUCUACAAUGACAAUAAGUUAUGUUUAAAAGCAGAAACACAAUAUUAAUAUCAAGUUCAAGGGCAACUUUACUGCAGUAACAGAAAAUAUUGUAAUUUUAUAGUUUAUACCUAUAAAAGUUUAGAGGUGG